ACGAGCGACAGUGGCGCGGCGGUGGAGCUCAGGCGCGGACUAAUAUUUCCCUCUAGUUUUGUGUAUUGAGUCUUUGUGUGUCUUGAGUCUCUUUGAAGUGGAUGGAAAACUGAUCAAAACUAUUGGAAUGAUUAAAAUUUAACUUCAAGGCCUACGCUCGUCAGCUGAGGUUCGCUCCCAUUGGUUGGACAGCUUUCGUCGCACCUAUUCAAAUGACAUCUGCAAAGUUUCCUGGCGAUAACCGCACCGAUUUGUGUAACAAAUUUUGCUACUUGUUGGUCCGCCAUGCCGGUAGACGAGAUCAGCAGCAGAGCUUUCACACAUGACAUUUAUCGUCGCGUUCAGCUUGCUGCAGCAGUACUCGUCAUCAGAAGCACCCCCAAUGGUACAUCGUCUGAAGCUCACGCGGCCGAUCUACAGCGAAAAUUGAAAAUACUUUGGUUGAGUUCGCCCUUGUCGCCAGGAGCAAGCCAAGUGAAUGUGUCUGUGGAUCGUCAUAUUCUUUUUCAACUGCAAGAAUUACUUGCAUUUCGAUUAAAUUCAGUUAUCUCAGAAAGUUCUCAUCAUAGCGUUACAGUUUGUUCUCAAAGUCAGAGCGUGAGCUAUGCUACUAAACAAUCAAAUGAUAUCAAUCAAAAUGAAAUAUGGAAGAUGCAAGCAUUUUCCGACCAUCUUCAUGCCAACAGAGUUAAAAUUCAAGCCUCUGCCAAUUUUAUUCAAGCAGUUAUUCACUUGAAAGCACUAGCAGAGGCUCAGACCACUAUUCCUUUCGAUAAAUAUAACACCUCUGUCUCCUUAUUGUGCAACAGAAAAAGUCAAGUUAAUUUUCCAUACAAUUUUGAGGAAAGUCUGUUUGCACAUCCCUUACCAUCAGAUGACAGCGGUUUUUGUACCACAAAUGACAAUGUGUACAAAAAUACUGAGACAGUUAAAGGUGUUGCGAGCAGUGUUAUCUUGUACAUUGUGAACUCUUGUAAUGCCGAUGAACUUCUCCAAAAGAGUGUUGAAUCAAUUAUUGUGCAGCUAAGGGAUAUUGCAUUGAAGGAUGAUGGCAUACAUUUACAUGACACAAUUAAUCAGUGGAGGGGAUCAGCUUAUCACCAUGCUAUGGUUGCUUUUCAAUCAGUAUUUAGUGGUCAACAGAUGAACAUGCACAGAACUCUACCAGACCAGCAGCUAUGUUUAUCAAUUUUACAAGAAAUGCUGGAACAUGUAUCCAAGAAAAAGUAUUCCUCUAAGGAUGAUUAUUAUCUAAGAGAAAACCAGACAGUCAUGCUAUUUCAGCUGUCACAUGCAACUAAUUUUUGGAUCCAAACCCUUGAUAGUGUCUUCAGAAAAAUCGAAGACCUUGCUCAACUUGUCCAUUGGAGCGACAUGAGUUUUGAGCAAUCUGAGGGGUUUACUUUCCAUCAGGAAAAUGAAUUGAUUUGUAGAAUGCAGAGCUAUUUGGAGGAGCUUGAGUUGGGUUACUUUGUGUUUAGCCUGGCAAAAACUUUUCUGAAAAAUACCAACCAUUAUAUUGUUAGGGAAGGGGGCAAACAGGAUUCUCAGAGAGACCAGACACAGAAGAAUACACCAAGAACUAUUGGUAAUCUUUGGAGAAAACAUUACAGUGCUGAGGUAAAUUCCUUUAAAGUAUCAGGUGAUAAAAAUGAGACGAGUGAGGUAAAAUCCAAAGUAAAUAGCUGGAGGCAUCUUUUAAGUAAUUCUUUUGAGAACAACCUGUUUCACAACUCAUUAAUUGCUGUAACUAUCUGUGAUUGUCUGCCGCUUCUGACAGCUUUAGAUUUAUGAGGAAAUUUUAACAUUGUUAGUUUUAUGACAUAUAGAGGUGUGUAAACAAAUGU
Messenger RNA from Frankliniella occidentalis (western flower thrips), 1847 nucleotides. RefSeq lists its product as uncharacterized. NCBI's taxonomy places the organism in Eukaryota, Metazoa, Arthropoda, Insecta, Thysanoptera, Thripidae. Bases 286 to 1794 code for a protein of 502 amino acids. The record is from RefSeq and is a predicted model, not a curated record. The transcript has 8 exons.